Messenger RNA from Adineta steineri, 1614 nucleotides. Lineage: Eukaryota; Metazoa; Rotifera; Eurotatoria; Adinetida; Adinetidae. The record is from the annotation of a GenBank genome assembly.
AUGUCAUUAAUUCAUCGUACUGCCCUAGAACGAGCUCGUUUUGCUACGUCAUCGCGUCUUAUUGCAUCUCUGAUCAAUGAAGGUUUAAUUCGAGCUAAUGCUGAUUCAGCUUCAAUUGUCGUCCUAGAUUCUUUCGAUGAUAAUGGGAUCGAUUACAAACUCUUUCUUUCAAUCGUUCAUCCAGUUCCAGUGGGUAAUUUAACUUCGUUAGAUCCUGCUGAUAUUGUACCUUUUCAUAUCUUUGAUGCAAAUAGUAAAGAACUUUUCUGUCCAAUUGGAAUUGCCGAUCAUUUUUGGAAAGGAUGCACUGCCGAAUUAAAACAACAACUGAUAAGCUCAGUUCGAAAUCAAGAAUGGAUAUAUAAUCAUCUUCCUACAAAAAUUCCAUCUCUAUCGUCUCCGCCUAUUCAAUGGGAACAAUAUUUAAUUGAAGGUCAUCCAACUCAUCCAAUGCAUCGUACACGAAUACCUUUUGACGGUUUCGAAUCGAUCUUAUUGGCUCCCUGUAUCAAGUUUAUUUCGAUUCCUCGUUCAGAAUUGGUUGUUUAUGGUAACUGGGAGACGAUUAUGAAAGAUUAUCUUCCAUCGGCGUUAUCACCCGAUACGCUCAUUUUACCCGUUCAUCAGUUACAAGUAUCAAAAGUUCUUUCAUUGAUUCCAUCGGCAACACUUAUUCCGAACUCUGAACGACAAUCUCUUGCUCAAGCAUCUGUUCGAUCUAUCAUACCUGUACCUGUCUCGGAUUUACCUGGUUAUCAUCUGAAAAUGGCACUAAGCAUUUUGACAACUGGUGCAUGGCGAACUAUAUCCUGUUAUUCUGCUUACAAUGGUCCUCGUAUUACUUCACUCGCCAAAUUUGUUGCUCCUGAAUGUCUUAUUCCGAUAGGCGAAGUCGCAUCGAUUGGUUCUAAUUCUCCUGAUGAAAUGAUCAGCAAACAUAUUGCUUGUAUUGUACGUGAAGAUCCAGAAUUACUCAUGCCUAACGAAUCAGUUAUUGUAGCACAAUGUCUCGUUGAGAAAACACCUAAUGGUAGUAUGACUCUUGUCCGAGCAAUCUUCCAUCUCAAUACCGAACAGAAGUGCAUCAAUUUUCUUACAAGAUAUGCUGAACUUGCUUGUGCAGCCUUCUUACCACCAAUGAUCAAACAUGGAUUUUGUUUUGAAGCACAUGGACAGAAUACACUGGCAAGAUUCGAUCGACAUACAGGACAAUUAAUUGGUUUUGCUAUACGAGAUUUUGGUGGUCUUCGAAUUCAUCGAGAACAAUUUGAAAGUACAACUCCAUUCAAACUUGAUCUUUUCCCCAAUUCAUGCAUUGUUACCGAUGAUAUUAUGGAAGUAUACACUAAAGUGUUCCAUUGUCUUAUCCAAGGUCACAUGAAUCGAUUAGUACGUGCAUUGGAUCUCCAUUAUUCACGCAAAGGUUGGACAAUUGUUCGUAAAGCUGUUGAAAAACAUGUAAGUGCUGCUUCACCAGCAGGCAAAUUGUGGUUUAAAGAAACGGUGCCAUACAAAGCAUUUCUCAAAAUGAAACUUGAUCAUAAGUACCGUGAUUAUAUUUAUAGUGAAAUACCUAAUGUUUUGAUGUUAACAGAGAAGAACGAAAACUUUUGA